AUGUUGUCACGUUCGUUCCGCCGCCCCACACUCUAUGUAUCUCGGGCAUGGUACGCAUCUCGUCGAGGAGUUCAUUACUACAGCACUACCACUGCUACAAUCCAAGACAAACGACAGCAAGCACUUGAUGGUGGUGGCAGGGAUAAACGCGAUGCACAGCAUGCAAAGGGAAAAUUGACAGCGCGUGAACGACUCGAUUUGUUGCUUGACCAAGGGUCCUUUCGAGAAUACGAUGCUUUCGUCGAACACCAGUGUACUGAUUUUGGGAUGUCAGAGAACAAGAUAGCAGGCGAUGGUGUUGUGACAGGACAUGGCACUAUCCAUGGGCGACGUGUCUUUGUAUAUAGUCAAGAUUUUACCGUGUUCGGUGGCAGUCUUUCACGUACCAACGCUGACAAGAUCUUAAAAGUGAUGGAUCAGGCUAUGGUGGUGGGUGCACCUGUUAUCGGUUUACAAGAUUCAGGAGGAGCACGUAUUCAAGAAGGUGUGGAUUCUUUGUCUGGCUAUGCCGAUAUCUUUCAGAAAAAUGUCCUUGCUUCAGGGGUUGUUCCUCAAUUGUCGUUGAUUAUGGGUCCUUGUGCUGGCGGGGCUGUCUAUUCACCAGCAUUGACCGAUUUCACAUUUAUGGUGCGAGACACAUCUCAUAUGUUCGUUACGGGACCAGAUGUCGUGAUGGCUGUGACCAAUGAACAUGUCACCCAAGAAGCUUUAGGUGGUGCUAAAACGCAUACAUCCAAGAGCGGUGUAGCACAAAACGCAUACAGCAACGACAUGGAAGCAUUGCAACGAAUGCGUGAUUUAUUUGAUUAUCUACCGCUAUCGAAUCGUGAUCCUGCUCCCAUUCGAGAAUAUGAAGAUCCUGUGGAUAGACAAGACGAAGCGUUGGAUACCAUUGUUCCUUCAAACCCCAACAUUGCUUAUGACAUGCGAGAAGUUAUCAACAGGAUCGCCGAUCGUCACUCAUUCUUUGAAGUUUCUCCUGAUUUCGCACCCAAUAUCUUGGUUGGCUUUAGCAGGAUGGCAGGUCAAACGGUGGGCAUGGUAGCAAAUCAACCUUUGAUAUCCUCGGGUGCGCUCGAUAUGGAUGCAUCUAUCAAGGCUGCACGCUUCAUUCGUUUUUGUGACGCUUUCAAUAUUCCACUUGUUUCCUUGGUUGACGUACCAGGAUUCCUCCCUGGGACCACACAAGAACAUGGCGGCAUUAUUCGACAUGGUGCAAAGCUACUAUACGCGUAUUGCGAGGCUACAGUUCCCAAGUUGACUGUGAUUACGAGGAAGGCCUAUGGUGGGGCCUAUAUUGUUAUGAGCUCUAAGCACUUGCGUGGUGAUUAUAACGUUGCAUGGCCCAGUGCUGAAAUAGCCGUUAUGGGUGCAGAGGGAGCUGUCAAGGUGAUCUUCCGCAAUAGACCUGAUCAAGACAAGUUGCAAGCAGAGUAUAAAGAGAAGUUUACCACACCACUCGCAGCUGCUCGUAAAGGAUACCUGGAUGAUAUUAUUGAACCAAGGACGACUCGCUCGCGAUUGAUAGAACAGCUGAAUUUGCUUCAAAGGAAAUCACUUCAAAACCCAUGGAAGAAGCAUGGUACUAUGCCAUUAUGA
Molecule: messenger RNA, 1599 nt
Organism: Lichtheimia ornata
Lineage: Eukaryota; Fungi; Mucoromycota; Mucoromycetes; Mucorales; Lichtheimiaceae
Exons: 8
Coding region: 1-1599 (532 amino acids)
Cellular component (GO): mitochondrion
Molecular function (GO): propionyl-CoA carboxylase activity
Source: RefSeq, a predicted model, not a curated record